This is a messenger RNA of Polypterus senegalus (gray bichir), 2026 nucleotides long. RefSeq lists its product as uncharacterized. The record is from RefSeq and is a predicted model, not a curated record. NCBI's taxonomy places the organism in Eukaryota, Metazoa, Chordata, Cladistia, Polypteriformes, Polypteridae. The coding region runs from base 190 to 741 and encodes 183 amino acids. The transcript is spliced from 3 exons.
UGCUCGCAGAUUUCCUCGGCUAAAAAGCCGAAACUUUCGCUUCACCAACCAAUGACAGACCUUGAGACGAGCGAGCGACAAGCUGAACUUUCCAGCGGAGGCCUCGGCGAUUGAAAUUAACUCGCGGCGAGAGGGCAAGAGCGCCCCCUGACGGGGAGUGCGGGGAGCAGACAACGGGCUCGGACUUCUAUGACAACCAGCCUGGCGUUUUGUUUCGCUUCCCAGCGCGCUUUCGUUCAGUGUGGCGCAAUGGCUGCGAGAAGUCGCUUCGCCCCCGUGCCUGACCCGGCCCGCCUGAGACUGCGCGAGCAGACCUUCAUCCUGGACUGCGUGGCCGUGGGGAGCAUCGCCGAGGACUUCAGCCGCUCGCUGCCCAAGCUGGGCUCCGUCAUCCCCCCGUACAACGCGCAGGCGGACCGACACGCGAUCGGCUACUUCAGCAGCAAACCCGUGCCAGCUGUGCUCAGGAGGACCGGCCAGUCCAAAGGCGGCACGUCAAUCCUGGGACCCCUGGCUGACCGGUUUAACCAUCACGGAGCUGCUUCUCUCUACCUGAGGAAGAGGAACGCCGAGGGGGGCACAGGUUACUCGUCGGAGGUGCGGGACGGACACGGUCACUUCCUGGCAUCGGUGCGCCCCGUCUUCGGCUACAACGGGCUUUACGGAUUCCGGAGGAACACGCCAACCCUGCGCAGGCUGCCCUCUCCCUUUGGCACGUCGCAGCUCGUGCCACUUCACUAAAGCCCGCUCAGCGAAGAGGAGGAGGAUGGUACAUCCCGAGCAGAUGAGCAAGACCCCCGGUGGGUCGGCAAACACAGAGGGAGCCCACAGAAGAGCCUUGUGCAGUUUGUAUCGUGGAGGUGCCCGGUGCCCGACGCCCAGACGCUCUCUUCCUGCUCAGCGCGGUUUCUUUCAAGCCACUGUUUGUUUUUUUGCCUGCAAUCUUAAUUCCAAAAACAUUGGGGCCGUUUAGAGACCACCAACACACACAAGUGGGAUCGACUGGGAAUCUCUCUCCACCCUGCGCUCCAUCAAAAACAUUUCAAAGGCGCCUUACUGGAUGUCAUGAAAAUGCCCCCCAAGUCACGUGAGGCCAGGUGCGUGUCCCCCACUGAGGCGGGCGCCAAAGACCCCCGUGGGUUAAGUUGAGCCAGCACAGUUUUCACCUGUUCCUCGUCCCAGGCCAGACUCUUUAGGAGUCGUUUCUAGCUGGUGGGGUGAGCUGCCCACCUCCAUGAGAACUGCUGACUCCCUCAAUGCCCUUUUUAUGAAGCCCAUUUGAAGACCCUCUCGUCUGGUGAGCUUCUGCCGAUGGCUUUGCUACAUUUGUGUACCAGAGGAGGAGUGACGAGCUGGCAUCUGGCUUGGUGUUCUUCACAAUGCAGCUGGCAGCCGGGCACACGUAACUCGGGCAGAAUGUCAUUUGGAGUUAAAAAGGUGGGAUGUCCCUGGAAAAAAUGCCAUGUACUGCUCCACAGUUUGUGCCAGUCUAGUGGUGCCCUCACAGAUGGCUACCAUGACAGACGCUGACAUAGGACUUGGAUGGUCCGUUUCAUCUUUGGCCGGGAGAACAUGGCAUCUGUUGACUUGAUGAUUCUCCUACCCUGCCUUCCAUCUCAGAUGAGACCGAGCCUGGAGAAGCUGGUGGCAUCUUUGGGUACCAGUGAUGUGUGGCUUCCACACUGUGACUGGUGUCGGGUGACAAAGGUUUACCAAGGAGCUUUUGAGCCCACGUCCUGCUAUCCAUUAGACGGUGAUGUCUGAGGGGCCAGAGGUGACACACACAUUCACAGCUGGAUUUCAGCCUUGACCUUUAAUCACCUUAAUUACCUUCUGCACUGUUGAGGGUGAAACACCCAAAAUCCCACCAGUUUUAGGAGACUUCUUAUCUGCUAGGACACGGCCGCCUGACCUGCCACACAUCACCUUCUUCUUUCAAGUUGUCACCUCAUUAUGAGUCCCAGACUGUACUGUCCCAACUUUUUUGGAAUGUAUUGCAGACACCAAUUUCACAAUAAACAUCUGU